GUUCGCGCCCAAAAUCACAUGAUCUUCUUCUUGUCUCGCACUCCCGCCCUCUCCGUGGAAUAUGAUCAUAAGUAGCCCCUUUUGUCCAGCACAUAAUGGAUACCCAAAAAUUCGCCCUUGAGUCGGCGCAGCGGGCGACGGUUGAGUUGGAUCAAGUCAAACAGGCCCUCCGUGCUGCAGAGGAUAGGCACGCGGCCAUCAUUUCAGAAAACAACAAUCUCAUAUCACAGCUUCGCGCACAAGUCGUAGAAUUGCAAUCCCAAACAAUGCGGCUGCAAUCUGAGUUGUUGUCUCGGUCCCGGCAGGGAGGUUAAAUGGGUCAGAGAGGUCCGGGGAAUGUUUGGCGAUCUUCAUGCUCGGUAUCCGAAGUGGUUUUUACCAAAGCAUCUACGGCAAGCACUCAAAAGCGCCCAAACCAAAACACAAGAGCAGCUUUCCGCCGGUACAACCGACACCGAUGAGGGAGUAGAGCUCUGGUUCCAAAACAGGUUGUUGGCACUCGUCACAUCGCACAAGCAUCAUGAAGUCAAUGAUGUACUCUACAAGGUGUAUGACUCGGCGCGUGGGCUGAACAAUAGUGCUAAAAAGCGCGCAGCAGCUCGAACGCCAGAUGCACAAGAAUCAGUCAUGGUGGAAACACAGCAGGUUGCCGAUUCAAUUGCCAUGUCACAGCCCCUCCCCGACAUCGACCUUUCAGCUGGCGCCACUGACGACAUCAAUUUCCACACUGAACCCAGUAGCGACGACGACAACAACAACAGCAGCGACGACAGCAACAACAACAGCGACGACAGCAACAACAGCAGCGACGACAGCAACAACAACAACAACGUCAGUUCGAGCGAAAGCCUGCUCACAAACUCCAACUUGGCGGCGGCAGACGAGAGCGAGGACGAUGACGCGCAUCCUGCUUCGUCGGAUAGUGGACUCGCUGCAGCAUCCAGCGACAGCGAAAGCCACGAGGCAAACGAUCGUGUAACAAGCGCUGAAAUCGAUGAUCAAGAUGAUUCGCGUCAGGACAACAACUGCACCGGUGGCUUGGUGAGAAGGCGAUCCAACCGCGAUUAUCGGCCGGCCCACAACGUGUCUCGUUCAAGCAAACGCAUGCGAUUCUGCACGGAAGGCGAGCAAAGUGGCCCUCGGCGACAUCAGACGCGUGCCCAGCGUGCUGCCAGUCGAGCCCUCCAAGGCCAAAGCCAAGACAUGUCCACGCCCGUUCCGCCGCCACAGCCAGCACAGCCUCGGGCCGCCCGCCCGCCGCAACUGGUCAUGGACAACACGCCAUGGGAUCCCAACUCAUCCUCACAGUCGCGUGUUUGGGAAAGCGCCAGCGCCAAAAUCUAUCGCAAGUCGAUGGAAAACCCUUUCGUUCCACUUGGCAUGGCCAUGACGACGAUUGUGCUCGGCAUCGGGAUGUACUCGUUCAAGACGGGCAACGCCAAGCUCGGCCAGAACAUGAUGCGCCUGCGCGUGUUUGCACAAGGUGCGACGAUCGCAGCACUGACGGGCGGUGUCAUGAUGCAGAUGGCAAAGGCACAGCAGGCACAGCAGGCACAGCAGGCACAGGUAGAGGCAGAAGCGGCUGCAGCAGCAUUGCCAGCACCGACCUCUGCAACCGAGCCAGCCAAGCCAUGAGCACUUGCUUUCGGGUGUUGUUUUGGUGGGUUAUUGUUGUUGUUUCAAGGAUGCAAAACAAUCUACAGCCAUGUCGAUUUUGGUGGCGGCGAGUGAUGUUGUAUUUUUUGAAAGCAGGUGUGUUUUGAAAGAUUGGGCAACAGCAAAUCCGA
Capsaspora owczarzaki ATCC 30864 is the source of this 1787-nucleotide messenger RNA. RefSeq lists its product as hypothetical. Gene Ontology annotation, cellular component: mitochondrion. Gene Ontology annotation, biological process: mitochondrial respirasome assembly. Lineage: Eukaryota; Filasterea; Ministeriida; Capsasporidae. The transcript has 6 exons. The record is from RefSeq and is a predicted model, not a curated record. Bases 337 to 1635 code for a protein of 432 amino acids.